Lactuca sativa (garden lettuce) is the source of this 8612-nucleotide messenger RNA. RefSeq lists its product as uncharacterized. The record is from RefSeq and is a predicted model, not a curated record. Gene Ontology annotation, molecular function: protein binding. NCBI's taxonomy places the organism in Eukaryota, Viridiplantae, Streptophyta, Magnoliopsida, Asterales, Asteraceae.
AUAGAUAGAGAGAGAAAUUUGUUCAAAUGUAUUUCUUCAAAACCUCAAAUUCGACUUUCCUAAUUCAUUUUUAUACAUCAGAUUUAAGGUUACACCAAUUACUCGAAGUGAGUUACCAUGCAAUCAUAUUUCAGGAUCUUACAUGUUAUUUUAUUUAUUUCUUAUAAUUUAUGAGGAUUGAUUUCCUUGCCUCUAAAAUAGAGUUACAAAGAAUAUAAAUACAUGUAUAGAUAAUGGUAUGGGCCUGGACUAUAUAAUGCAUAAUGAGCUAACAAUAAAUAUAAGGUGGGCUAUAAAACAAUAUAAACUAAUAUCCCCAAAAUUUUUAUCGGGAUUGUGAACAUGUACAUUUAAACUGAAUCAAAAAUCUAUAAAUAGAGAUGUAGAAAGCGCUUUCAUGAAUAUGUUAGCAUAUUAAGCAGAAGAGGGCACGUCUAACACUCGAACCUAACCUUGAGCAACUUUGUCACACACAAAGUGUAUGUCAAUGUCUAUAUGUUUGGUUUGUUGGUGUUAAUUCAGGUUAGCAGACAUGUAAAUGACACUGAUGUUAUCGCAAUAGACAAGUGUUGCCUUUAUGUAGGGAAGCAUAGUUUGCAAGGUAAAUUACAGAUCAAUCUCAUUUCAGCCACUGUUUUGGCAAUUCCUCGAUACUUAGGUUUUGUCCAUGCAAAACACAAAUAUUUGGACAUGGAGCAUCGAUAGGUGGUACAUUCCCCCAUUCGAAAUUAAAAUAAGAGACAAGGUUAGCUGUGGGGGAUACAUGAAUACAAAGCCUGUGAUCAAUGGUUUUGUGAAUGUAGCACAAAAUGCAUUUUAGAGCAUGAAGAUGCCGCUCUCGUGGUUUACGCAUGUACAAACACAUCUGUUGAAUUGAAAAUACAAUGUUGGGUCUCGUGAAGGUCAAAUAUUGAAGAGCUCUUUCAAGACUAUGAUAUAAAGUAGGAUUUGCGACUGACGGGCCUGUUGAGUUCAGCUUUUGGACCAUUUGUGAAGGAGUACGAAAGGCGUUGCAUUUUAGCAUCUUUGCACACUCAAUAAUAUCGGUGGCAUACUUUUGAUUUGAGAGAAAUAAAUCCAAGGAUGAUCUAGUGGCAGAGAUCCCAAGAAAGUAUUUCAAAGCACCAAGGUCAGUUAUAGCAAACUCGUGGCUAAGCUGAGUAAUGAUUCAUUGAAGCAUCUCCAUGGUAGAAGAUAACAUCAUCAACAUAAAUUAUAAGACAUGUGGUGGUUGUGGAUGUCUAGAAAAUAAACAGAGAGGGAUAUAUACUGGUCUGUUGAAAUCCUAUGAUGGUGGCACAACGAGGAAAAUGAAGAUACCAUACCAUGGUGGAUUGCUUUAGGUCGUAUAGAAAUUUUUGUAACAAACAAACAUGGUCAGGAAACUAAGAGUCACGAAAUUCAGGAGGUUGGUGCAUGUAUACUAUCUCCUCAAGGUGACCAUGAAGAAAGUGUCCUUUACAUCAAGCUAGUGGAUCGGCCACUGAUGAGAAACCACAAUAUUGAGAUUAGUGUAUAUGGUAACCGGUUUGAGAACCGGAGUAGUAGUCUGAUAACAAUCCAAUCCCUGCUAUUGAUUAUGACCUUUGGCUAGAAGUCUCUCUUUAUAACGAUAUAUAUAUAUAUAUAUAUAUAUAUAUAUAUAUAUAUAUAUAUAUAUAUAUAUAGAGAGAGAGAGAGAGAGAGAAAGAGAGAGAGUGAGUGAGUGAGUGAGUGAGUGUCCCAUCUAUAUAAAAUUUAUGGCAAAAGAGCUUCAUAGAUCUGAAAAUGUAGAUCCCUUGAGUCCGUCGAACAAGUUGCCAAGUACCUUUAGUCAUAAGAGCACUAAAUUCAUUCUUCAUUUCUUUUUUUCCUGUUUGGGUCAUGUAUAGCCUAUAAAUAUGACUGAAGGAUAGGGGUGAUGGUGGUAGUGUGAAGAUUAAGCCUUUUUCUGGGUUUAAAAAUCCAUGUUUUGGCUUAGUUUCUCAUCGGAUGAGCCGGAAGAGGAUGAGGCAUUAUGUCUGAAGGAACCCUAAAUGGAGAGGAACUGAGUGGAGAUACAAAUUUCGAGGAUUGUAAGGAAGGCUAGGAUGUAGGGGUUGAUCCCAAGAGAUAUAUCAAGGCAGUCAUUGUGGACGAGAGAUGAGAGGAGGUCGAGGUUUGAGGAUGGGUAAUGGUUUGAAUUUGGGUUGAGUUGGUUUCAGAACUAUUAGGUGAUGGAGAAGAUGAGUAUGUACAGAAAAGUGGAGAGGGUUCAAAAUGAUGUUCUAGAAAAUCAUAAGGGGGUAACUCGAUAGGAGUAACUAAUUUAAAGGGAAAAGUUCUUACGUCAAUGAAGAGAAAGAAUGAUUUUAUGAGAGGGAAAUGUCAAGACAUAGAUGACCAUGAUGGUUGAAGGGAUAGCCCAAAAAGACACAAUGUGUUGUGCGUUGGGUGAAUUUAUGAGGUAUGGUAAUAUGGGUAUAGCAUAAAGAGCAACAAACUAUAAGAUUGGGGGUAAGUGAAAUGAGUUUGAAAGAGGUGAAAAUGAAGUGUCUCAUUUUGGAUUGAUGCUGAAGGAAGGAUAUCUAGGAAGUGUGUGGUUGUGUGGAGGGCUUCUACCUAAUAUGUAGGUGGUAUAUGAGCUUGAAAAAUAAGGGAUCGUAUCAAGUUGUUUAUGGUGUGUAACAUCCGUAUUUUCUGUUUUGUUGAGGUGUGUGAGAACAUGAAAAACAGGAUUAAAUACCAUUUUUGGCAAAAUGGGCAUGAAUACAAUUUGGAAAAUACAUCUGAUUUUUUGUUUUCAAGGGUAGACCCGAAGAUAAUGAAGAUAAUUGUUAAGAAAUAUAACAUAAUAAUGCAAACCGAUUAUGCUAGAAAUGGGUUAAGUCCAUACGUCGGAAUGAAUAAUAUUAAAAGCAUUAGACGUAUAAGAAGUAAAAGAAUCGAAUGAAAGGUUCACAUGUUUCCUAAGUUGGCAUGCUUGACGAAUAACAUCAAAGUUUGUUUUAUUACAUGAAAUUAGAUUAUUGGAAAUUAAAUAUUGGAAAAAUUUACUGUUGGGGUGACAAAGGCGUUGGUGCCAACAAGAGUGACUUAUGGAGAUAUGAACUUGAGGGGUUGAAGGAAGAACGGGAUAGAAAGGACAAUCACUAUCUCAUCGGAUUAAAGGUUGUUUGGUCUUAUAAUCAUUGGCAGUGAAAACAAAUUCAUCAUAUUUAAUAGAACAUUUGUUUUGAUGGGUAAAUUUGCGUACAUCAAUAAGAUUUUUAAUUAUUAAGGGUGUGAUGAGUAUGUUAUUGAGGGGAAGUGGAGGAUAGCGAUUUUGUAAACGAAAUUUAGAGUGCUCGGUCUUGAUCACAAGAAUAUGUGACCCGUUACCAACUCAAGCAGAAUGAGAAAAUGACUAUGACUAAUGGAUUCUAGAAUACUAUCAUUUGCAUGGACAUGAUCCGUGGCUCUGGUAUCCAUUAACCAUUUAUCCUGUGGUAGGGUCUUACAUAGACAUUGUGUAAAACAUAUACGGAAGAGGUGUAGAUUGGUACUGUACAAACCAUGUCCAUGGGAGAGCGAUGUUUCCCUUUUCUGAUUCUCAAAUGUGUUCCUGGAUGUAGCCACUUAAUGGGUUUGUGGUUGUAAAAGAGGUGGGCCAACAAGGCAUUGAGGCUAUCGAGAGGAGUUGUUGGCCUAUUGGGGACUGUUGGGCGUUGUACUCCGUAUGGAUUGUGCUAGAGGGGGAAUAAAAUGAUUCAUAGGGCUGAACAAAAGGCUGUAGUGAUGAAUCUGUUCUUGAGAAGUUCUGGCUGGUGGUAUUUAGUUCUGGUUUCCUGUGUGUGGCUGUUCUUGUCGGUCUCUAGGCUACUUGCAGUAGUCAUUUCGGCUGUGAUUUUGGUGACUAUUAUCGGUGUGAAAGACUGUAGGUUAGGAGCAUUGGUCAAAGUGUAUGAGAGUCAGGGAUCUUCGAUUUGUGUUAAGUAUCGGUUCUUCCAACACAAGCAUCGAAUGAGCUUCGAAAAAAGAGGGAAAUGGGUGUCGGUGGGGGAUCAUUAUUGUUAUGCCAUUAAUUCGAGAGGUGAGAUCGUUGAUUGUAUAAAUGACAAGAUGUUUAUCAGAUAGUUUGGAGUUGAUAUCCAAGUUUGCAAGAUGUUCGGUGAUAUCCAAUAAGGCUGAAACGAAAGAUGACCCAUGGUAUGGACCAGAGUUCACAAUCAAGUUGCAUGAUGUGAAAUUCAGUGUUGUCUCGGAAGAGAUUUUUGAUGUUUAGCCACACUCGACGAGCCGAAGUAUUUUUCAUAAGAAUUGUGUUGAGAAGAUUGUAAGAAAGGGCUGAGUAGAGCCACAUUUUUACCACUGCAUCUACCUUUGGGUUCGGUCAAUUUUUGAGUUGGGUUGUCAUAGUAGCGUCUAUGUGAUCAAGAACAUUAUAUGCUUCACAGUGGGUCUGGUAACGAAAUCUUCUUUCACAUGUUUCAAGAUUUUGAAACUUUCAUUAAACAUGAUGGUAUGUUCCUAUAUUAACAAUGCAUAAUGGCCUUGUUGGGUUUUAUUCAAAAAAUGGUUUCUAAAAUCACUAAAAACGACAACGAAAGCUUUAAAAUAUUGAAUAUACAUAAAACUAUUUUAUCCCACUAAUGAUCAUUUUGCAUGUAUAAAAGAUUAACACAACCAUAGGAAGAAAAAAUUACAAGCUUUAAAGUCUUUGAAUCUUAAAGGGAGGUUGGAUGUUGAUGGAGUGAUGGCAAGAACUAAAAGAUAGAAUUCCUCUAGAAGUAUCCACCAAUAAUAACCAAAUAAACUAGAAUGAUAGUUCUUCUUGCUUUAAAGAAGCUCUUAUGCCUUUAAGAAUGAAAGGAUAUUUUGUUUUAAAGGAGAGCUCAAGUAUAACCUUUUCUUCAAGCUAAUGUCAUAAAAAUAAAGAGAAAAAGAGAAGAGACGUGAGAGAGGUUCCAAGUCAGGGUUUUGAACACUAAAAAAUAAAAGAAAGAAAAUCUAGUCUUAAGCCUUUUAGAUAAGUCCUUAUCUCAUGGGUCUUGACACUUUAAUAUCCAUGUUUUCUUGAUUAUAACUAGCCAUGCUUUUAAAGCAUGAUGUGUAUAAAACAUGUCAAAAGAUGACUAGAUUUUGUCCCCUUACUUGUCAUCUUAUACUUUUAUAAAAAGGAGAGAGUUUUUAUAAAACUCUUCCAUAUUUUAUAAAUAAUAAAAUCAUAAUGCUUUUAUCAAACAAACAAAAGUCUUUCUAGUCCAAAAAAAUUGUGCAUGACAUAAUAAAUUAUACCUUAUGAUAUAUCUUCAUACUUAACAUUGAAAAUUAAUGUUUUCAUAAAAUAAAUAAUUUCUUAUAUUUUGAAAGAAUUAAAAAUAGUUAAUAAGAUCGAAUAUUGAUAAAUAUGCAAUUGCAUUUACUUGUUAUUGAUGUGACCUAAUGGGAUUAUAUGUCAUUAGCAAAUAUCAUUUCAAAAUGAUUCUUGAGUAUAUAGAUCUUUCGAGGCUAACAAUGAAUACAAGAUGGGUUAUACAACAAUAUAGCCUAAAAAUCACGAGUUAAAUUAGUAAAUUUAAGUCCUUACCUUCUACGUAAAACUUUUGUAAGGAUGUUUUAAGAAAUGUUCUAUAUGGUUACAUACAUGGUAAUUACUAAUGAGUUGGGUUACUUAGAUCAAAUUUUAGGUAUUAUAAAUUUUACUAUAAAUAUAUGUUUUGUAUUCAAUUUAUAUAUUAAUAUCUAUUGAGGUCGGGUCCAUGGUCUGAGACUAUAAGCAUCAACAACCCCAUCCUCACUUUUUUAUUUGAGGAUUCCCCAUCCUCAUCCCCUUCCAAUCAACUUGGAGAUUUCCUGGUAAAACCAGGUUCAAGUUUCAAUUUCCCAUUGGGUAUGGUUUUUUUCCAUCCCUGUAUUUAAAAUUUAAAAACGAUACCUAUAUUAAUCUCCAACGAAACUAUAAGGGACUUAUCUGAAAUGAAAGACAUAGAUAAACUUCUUUCAAUCGAAAGAAUAAUAGAAUAAAUAGAUAUGUUAUGUUUAAACAGAAACAAAGACUAAAGAUAAAGUCAAGGUUCCAACAGAAACAAAGACAAUUGAAGCCGAAGGGUCAAGAACAAAACCAAAUAUCAAGGAACCAGUAGAAAACUAUAAAAACAAGACAAUGGAGGCUUUACAGGGGCAACCAACAGAAAGAAAAGGUAAACUCACAAAAGUAGAACGCAACAAGCAAUUAUGUAAAGCUAUUGUCGAAUACAGAUGGGAUGAUGUAGAAUCCAUGAUAAAUGAAGACAAGGGUGUAAUCACAGAGGCAAUCGAUAGUGAUGGCAACAUGAUACUUCAUAUAGUGGUUGAGAUGGGUUCAAACUAUUUUGUUAGUGAGAUGUUAUCAAAAAUCGAAGAUGUAAAAUUACCUAAAAUGAAAAAUAAAUAUGGAAGCACAACCCUUCAUAUUGCUGCAAUCGUUGGCAACAAAGAAGCAGCAAAGCUCUUGAUUAAGAAAAACAAAGUUUUGUUGGACGCAACAGACUUUAAAGGUGAAACACCUUUGCAUAAAGCUUUUGAAAAUAUGCAUCUUUCUACCAUUGAAUAUUUGUUGAAAGUUGCCAAUGAUGAUGGAAAACCCAAGCUGGAAGUAGAUGUAAAAAAAGGCAUCAACGUUCUUGUUAAUGCUAUUUCUGCAAAGCAGUAUGAUUUAACAAAGGAGUUAAUAAAAAGAUAUCCUGAAUUUGUUGUGGAAGACGAUGAUGUAUUGAUGGCAAUAGCUAAGACCUUUCCGAGUGGGCUAGACUAUUUGGAAACAUUUAUAUAUCCAAUUCCGAAUUAUAAUUAUAAAAAGAUAGUCCAUAGAGCCAAGGGCCUCUUUUAUUUAUUAAAAGGUCUCUACAUCAACUUAAUGGGAUUAACACAUGAUAUCCCUAACAAUAUGAUUUGGAGUAUUUUGCGACCGGUAGCAAUCAUCAUAGGAAUGGUUCCAUUAGGGGGCCUAACAUGGAUUUUAAACUUGAUUCUCCUCGUCAUACAGAUGGUUUAUUUUCCACUCUUUAUGUUUUAUUUUUCCUUGUGGAAGGUUUUAAAAACAAUACUUGAACCAAUUGAGCAUAUCGAGAAGAAAUUCAAGGAACCGAAAGAAGCAAAAGAAGUUCUAAAAUUGGUAUGUGAUGAAAUAGAGAAGUUAGGGUGCCCUGAUAUAGAUCAUCCUCGCUUGUACGCCAGACCAGUUCUAGAAGCAGCACGUCAAGAUGCUUAUGAGGUUGUUGAUGAGAUUUUAAUGAGAUGCCCUAAAGCAAUUCGGUACAAAAGAUAAAAGUGGGUAUGACAUCAUACAAUUAGCGGUAAUAAACCGUUCAGAAAAUAUCUACCAACUUAGGUACAUUCUCGGGGAGCGUAGGAAUGUCUAUAGAAUGAUCGAAGAUUCCUCUAAAAACAAUAUGUUACACUUGGUUGGAAGAUUAGCUCCUUGGCAUAAACUAAAGCUGCGCACUGGUGCAGCAUUACAACUACAAAGAGAGCUUCAAUGGCGUGAGGUAGUGAAGAAGCUAGUAUCUCCCGCCUACCAUACUAAAGAGAACAUUUUUAAUGAGACACCGGAUAUAGUAUUUACAAAGGAACACAAAAAUUUGGUGAAGGAGGGAGAGAAGUGGAUGAAAACAGUAGCAGAAUCAUGCAGCAUCACUGCAGCGCUGAUUACGACAAUCGUAUUUGCAGCAGCAAUUACGGUGCCAGGUGGAAGCCAUCAAGAAAAAGGCUUCCCCCUGUUUAGAGGACAAAUUGCCUUCAAGAUCUUUGGUCUAUCAGAUGCAAUCUCACUAUUUGCAUCCAGUACAUCAUUACUAAUGUUCCAAUCCAUACUCACUGGCCGUUUUUCUGAGCAAGAUUUUCUGGUCAGUUUGCCAAGACGAUUAAUUAUUGGUCUUUGCACCUUAAUGAUAUCAACAACUGCCAUGAUGGUGGCCUUCAGCGCGACCUUGUUCCUUGUCUUUUGUCAUGGAAAACGAUGGAUGCUUGCUCCGAUAUGUGUAUUAGCUCUCCUCCCGAUUGCAUCUUUUGCUACUUUUCAAAUCCCGUUGAUGGUAGAUCUAUUUCGGUCAACAUACGGGUACAUUGGGUACAUCUUUAAAAAGCGUAGCAGCAAAAACAGCCGUAGAUUAUAUCCGUAUGACAUCCGCCUAUUUUUUGGCAAGUGAAAUAAGUGCAUAUCUUGGAAUUACGUAUUUUACUGCAUUUUACAAAAGAUAAGUUGGAUAAAACAAUCAUAAAUUAUUUCCUAUGUCAUUGUGAUCAGAACAAGAAUUACUUUCCAGUUUAAUAUAAGUGUUGUCACAUAUUACACGUGCCUUUUUUUUCUUUUUUGGAAAUGACAAAUGAUUUAGCAGAUGCCUACUCGUGUAUUUCAACGAGCACCCCGAAGCUCCUUUACAGGGCAAACCUAGCCCCAUAGGGGUUUCAACCUCUUAAAUUUGUUGUGCUGACUAUUUGUUGUUAUUAUUAUUAUUAUUAUUAUUAUUAUUAUUAUUAUUAUUAUUAUUAUUAUUUUCAUGUGCUCAUGUCCUUUUUUUUUCUUUUUUGGAAAUGACAAAUGAUUUAGCGGAUGCCUACUCGUGUAUUUCAACGAGAACCCCGAAGCUCCAUUACAGGGCAAACCUAGCCCUAUAGGGGUUUCAACCUCUUAA